GAGUAAUGAGAAACACAGACACAUGGGCUCGAUGAGCACAAGGUUGACAUUUGUUGUUUUUUGCUCCUUUUGAGUUUAUGAUUAAUUUGUUCAAGCUCCUUUGAAUCUGGACAUCUUACUCAGUCCUAUAACACUAUAUCUGCCUACCACUGACAGAAAACCUGGUGAAGUGUUUUGUUUUUUUCAGUACUACAGGAGACAUCUUCACUGUUUGUGUCAGACUGUGGCCGUGUCAGCUGACAGACUGAACAGCAUGUCAAAAGAAGAAAAGCCAGAAAGUAUGUCGUUGUAUCCUCUGGGCACAGCAGCUGCCCCUGAGCCGGAGCUCCUGUGUAUCUUUGGGACGGGGGACUUAGGGCGCUCUCUGGGCCAACGUCUGCUCCAGUCGGGCUACAAGGUGGUGUAUGGCAGCCGCAGACCUCACAGCUGUGGCCCUGUGCCUCAGGGAGCUCAGGUGAUGAGCCACACAGCUGCAGCCCAGUCAGCCAGUGUGGUCUUCAUAUGCAUUCAAAGAGAACACUAUGGCUUCCUGGAGCAACUUGCACCUCAGCUUAAGAGGAAGGUGCUCGUGGACGUAAGCAACAACCUCAGGAAGAAUCUAUACCCAGAGGCUAAUGCUGAGUAUCUGCAGAGGUUGACCCCUGAAGCUUAUGUGGUGAAAGCUUUUAACACACUGUCUGCCUGGGCACUGCAGAAUGGACCCUCAGAUUCCAACAGACAGGUGUACCUGUGUGGGAACAGCACUGAAGCAAAGGAAGCAGUAACAGAGAUAGCCACCAGGCUGGGUUUCAGUGUCCAGGACAGGGGCUCUCUGUCUGCAGCCAGAGAGCUGGAGGACUUCCCCCUGCAGCUGUUCCCACUGUGGAGGCUGCCGCUGCGCCUGGCCUUUGGCCUCACUGCCUUCUUCUUCUUCUAUCUGCUCACUAGAGAUGUCAUCUACACGUAUGCUACUCAGAAGAAAGACAUCUCCUUCAGAAUCAUGGUGUCCCUGGCAAACAAGGUGUUUCCAAUUGUGUCACUCAUCAUGCUAGCUCUGUGUUACCUACCUGGUGUUAUCGCUGCCGUCUUCCAGCUCUACAGAGGAACUAAGUACAGGCGCUUCCCCGACUGGUUGGAUCGCUGGAUGCUGUGCAGGAAACAGCUGGGACUUCUAGCACUUGCUUUUGCUUUUUUGCAUGUGCUCUAUACACUCAUCAUCCCCAUUCGAUAUUAUGUGAGAUACAAGAUUGCUGCAAGUACCAUCGCAAAGAUGAAGGAGAACCAAACAUCAGAAUUAGACACCACUAUAGCCUGGCGUAGUGACUCUUACUACUCCAUGGGGAUUCUGGGAUUUGGCCUGUAUGUCCUCCUGGGAAUCACGUCUCUCCCCUCUGUCAGCAACGCCCUCAGCUGGAGAGAGUUCAGCUUCAUACAGUCCAAGCUGGGCUACCUGACAUUGUUCUUCUGCACAUUUCAUACCUACCUGUAUGGCUGGGAUAUGUUUCUGCGUUCCUCCUACUACAAAUGGUACACUCCUCCGGGGUACAUGCUUUCCCUGUUGGUACCCUCUGUGGUGCUGGUACUGAAGCUGCUGCUCCUCCUGCCAUGUGUGGACCGCAGCCUUACCCGCAUUAGACAGGGCUGGGAAAGGACUGAGCCACAGGACGACAGCCAGAAAUCACUCAUUACGUAGGACCCUUACAACACAGAAGACAGAAGUAUGCGCAGAAAACAGAGAAAACUACAACAAAGUGACUUGUCCUUCUACAGCUCUAUCAUCAAGUAACCAUAGUAAAUGUCACAGAACUUAGACUGUAUGACUAAUGCAUUUAUUGUUCCACUUCAACAAACUGCUUGAAAGAUCCGUCUAUUUUUGUAUGCUGAAAAUGUUCCAUUUUGUACAAAUAGUUCCACACACAAUAAAAAGCAACAGAUGUAUAAAAGAUCGAAUCUACUUUGACACAAAAAGCUUGGAUCUAGGAAAUUCGCCUUAUCUUUUAUGAAGACAAACCUUUGUAAGUAUUCUAGUUUUAAGAAAUAUCGAACUUUGCCUAAAAAAAAAAUUCUACACUGUUUUUUACCUCUUCUCAUGAAAUGACUGUGACAAUGUGAUUUAUUCCUGAUAGAUAAAGUGUAACUGGGACUCAGUAUGAAAUCCUUACACCUGGUCAAAGGAGAUUACUGAUGUGUAUAUAUAUGAAUAAAUAGAGGAAUGUGUCUGAAAACAAAACUAUUCCUACAGUGUUGCUAAUAUUGUGCAACAUUUAACCAUGAUUGUUGCCAUUAUUUGAAGAUUAAUAGCACUUCCACAACUUAACUGAAAAAUAUUAAAUCUAUUAGCAGCAUUAACUAACAUUUUGACUUUUUUUUUUAACUAUUAUGGUCUUCUAGUGAUGGCUAGAUUGUUAUUACAGUUUCAUGAAAUCUAGCUAAACAAAAUUGUUUCAGUAAAUUUUGCUUUGAAAUAUAAGUGAAAAAAAAAAACAAAACAAAACACCAAAAUUGGAAAAUACAGACCUUUUUGUCUGUGCCUCUGUUCUCUCUGUCCUAAAACAAGACUAAAUGUAAAGACAAGAUCAUAUGACCUGGUUUCACAACGCUGUGGAAAAGUGAAGCCAAAAUAUCACAGUUGAGGGAGCUGUUGUGUUGGUUCAGUGUUGAGCUGCAUGGUACGGCGGUAGAGUCUACUAUUUCUGACAUAAGCAAUUAAAAGCCAUCAGUCCCAUAUUUAAGGCCCCCACCUCUGUGAACCACCCAUGAUAUGACAAAGUGUUGCAGGUAGGUUUUGUAAAGCCUGAAACCAAACCCAAGAGGAAGUUGAAAGGUAAUUGUGUUUAUUGUGCACUGAAACUUUAAUACUAGACGACCAUGUACAUCUAAUAUUCUCGUAGACUUCCACAUGAAGACAAAAUGGCCCUUUCUUGUGAUUCCAACAGUGACUGUGAGUUUCUGACCGACUUUUAUGGCUUGGUUUUCUUUUGUACAGACUUUUUUUUCUUACUGUGUCUCUAUACAAAAUUUGUCUUGUAAAGCAGAAUGCAAAAUCAUUUCAGAAUAAAGCUAAGUAUGGUGUGAAUGA
Molecule: messenger RNA, 3058 nt
Organism: Sphaeramia orbicularis (orbiculate cardinalfish)
Lineage: Eukaryota; Metazoa; Chordata; Actinopteri; Kurtiformes; Apogonidae
Product: metalloreductase STEAP4-like
Exons: 10
Coding region: 254-1672 (472 amino acids)
Biological process (GO): copper ion import
Cellular component (GO): plasma membrane; endosome
Molecular function (GO): ferric-chelate reductase (NADPH) activity; cupric reductase (NADH) activity
Source: RefSeq, a predicted model, not a curated record